Linum trigynum is the source of this 1339-nucleotide messenger RNA. NCBI's taxonomy places the organism in Eukaryota, Viridiplantae, Streptophyta, Magnoliopsida, Malpighiales, Linaceae. The record is from the annotation of a GenBank genome assembly.
UAAUGUCAGGCCGAGUCGAGGUCAAAUAGAUCAAAGACCGCACAAUACUUCGAUACUACUUUCCCCUGUCUGGUAACAAGUCGUUAGAGGCCCUCUCCAGCAUCAAAUUGACCUCCAUGGAGGUCAAAACUGGAGUAACAAUUGUGAAAAUUCGUCCGAAUACGAACAGAACGGGUAAAGUAAAAUCCCUUUCUGCUUUCGAACUAGAUUCCAUCCCCACUUUCCAUUAUUUUAAAUCACCCCAUCGGCAGAGAACAAGCCACAGCAAUAGCUUUCGGUAAAGCUUUAAUUAGAUGCCAUCUGUCUCAGAAAGGACAGAAUUCAGGAAUUGAUAAAAUCAAUGGAUUUCACUAAGAUCGGCCCCCUUUUCCCCAAUACCAUUCAUUCCCCUUCUCAUCUUUAUCCUUCCUCCGCUCGUUUAUCAACACCGCCAAUCGCCGCAUCACCACAAAAUCGAAACCACCUGUAAAAUCCGAGAGUCAGAGUAAGAGAGAAGAGAAUCAAUGGGAGUUGUGCUAAUCGACGGCGCGACGGUCCGCGACUUCACGGAGGACGCGGCCCACUUCAACAAGAGCGUCGACGAAACCUUCGCCCUCCUCGACGCCAACAAGGACGGGGUGCUGUCCCGCUCGGAGCUCCGGCGGGCGUUCGAGACCCUCCGCCUGGUGGACAAGGACUUCGGCGUAGACACCCCCACCGGCCCCGAGGAGCUCACCAAGCUCUACGACUCCAUCUUCGACAAGUUCGACGGCGACCGCAACGGCAAGGUGGAUCUGGAGGAGUACCGGUCGGAGGUGAGGAAGAUCCUGCUCGCCAUCGCCGACGGGCUGGGUUCCAGCCCGAUCCAGAUGGCUCUGGAGGACGACGACCAGAGCUUCCUCAGGAAAGCCGCCGCGCUCGAAGCCUCCAAACUCGCCGCCGCCAGUUCUUAAUUUUCCAACGUUUCUGUUUUGCAGUUUGCUUCACUACCCAAUCGGAUCCGCCGGUUGCUGUAUCCUUGUAACUUUUUUUGUGGAAUAAAAGUUCAUGUGGCUGAUUAGUAGAAACUGCCCUCGAUCGACCAAAUUGAUUUUAUGAUCACUUUGCUUCACUACCCAAUCGGAUCCGCCGGUUACAAGAACGGAUACCAUUGCCAAUUAGCUCAUGUCCCAAGCUCAGGUUGUGGCUUACAAUAUCCAGCAACCAAACAGUAAGAGAGACGGCUUCUGGCCUCAGAAAUGAAUAUAUACAAUCCGGCUAAGCCACACACGUCACACGAGUAGCCAGGGCCCCGGGUAUUGACAGGUGUCAGUCGAGUCAGGGUCUUCUUGCCACGUUUUAAUAAUGUGGUCGCUAUGGA